Ilex paraguariensis (yerba mate) is the source of this 2697-nucleotide messenger RNA. Lineage: Eukaryota; Viridiplantae; Streptophyta; Magnoliopsida; Aquifoliales; Aquifoliaceae. The record is from the annotation of a GenBank genome assembly.
AUGGAAGCUUCACCAGUACUUCCUCGCUUCCCUCCUCCUCCAAUACAAUCGGACACCCAGAAAAUCAAACAAAAUCUCCUCCAAAAAGGGGUCUACCCAACACCCAAAAUCAUUCACACCCUCCGCAAAAAGGAACUCCAGAAAUCAAAACGCCGUCUAGCCAAACAAACCGCCCAGUCCCAACCCCUCACCGACUCCCAAAAACAAGCCAUCGCCGAAGAAACCCAUUUCCAAACUAUAAAAUCUGAGUACAAAACUUUCACUAAAGCAAUUGACACCAGAAGUGGUACAAGGAUGGUGGGGAGGCCUUGGGAGAGCUUGGAGAGGCUGAAAUUGCGAGAGCUUGCGAGCGAGAGUGAAUUAUAUGGUGGAGAAAAGCUGAGGACGGAGCAUUUGAGAGAAUUGAGUGAUGUUAUUGAGAAUGAGCGUGAUAAGUUGCGGUGGCUUUUGGAUGAUGAUAUUGAAAUGGAGGAAGGUUUGUUCGGGAACGAAAGGCGAAACUGGGCACCGCCGAAGCAGCGCCGUGGCGGCGAUGUCGAAGCAAUUCAAUUUCUUGUUGAUAGGUUGAGUGGGUGUGCGGAGCUGACUGUGAAGGACUGGAAGUUUUCGAAGAUGAUGAAACAGUCGGGUUUGCAAUUUACAGAAGGGCAAUUGCUGAAGAUUGUGGAACGGCUUGGUGAUAAAGGACAGUGGAGGCAUGCUUCAUCUCUAGUGGAGUGGGUGUACAGCUCUAAAGAACAUAGGCAUUAUAAGAGCAGGUUUGUAUACACAAAACUGUUGGCUGUUCUUGGGAAAGCAAGGAGGCCUCAUGAAGCUCUUCAAGUUUUCAAUUUAAUGCGUGGAGAUUGCCACAUAUAUCCUGAUAUGCCUGCAUACCACAGUAUUGCUGUUGCACUCGGUCAAGCUGGUCUUCUGAAAGAGUUGAUCAACAUUAUUGAAUGUAUGAAGCAGAAACCUUCUAAAGGAAUUAAAAAUAUGUGCCGGAAGAACUGGGAUCCCAUCCUUCAACCUGAUGCGGUUGUAUAUAACGCCGUGCUGAAUGCUUGUGUCCCAACCCGUCAAUGGAGGGGAGUUUAUUGGGUGUUUGAGCAGUUAAGGAAAAGUGGUUUGAAACCAAAUGGUGCAACUUAUGGACUUGCAAUGGAGGUAAUGCUGCAAUCUGGAAAGUAUGACCUGGUCCAUGAGUUCUUCAAGAAAAUGAAAAGAAGUGGAGUAGCUCUUAAAGCCCUCACUUAUAAAGUUCUGGUCAAGGCUUUCUGGGUUGAAAGUAAAGUUGAUGAAGCUGUUCAAGCAGUCAGGGAGAUGGAACAAAGGGGUGUGGUUGGAAUCGCCUGUGUAUAUUAUGAGCUAGCGUGCUGCCUUUGCAAUACUGGGAGGUGGCAAGAAGCAAUGGUGGAGAUUGAGAAGCUGAAAAGACUUCCUCGCACCAAACCUUUGGAGGUUACCUUCACUGGAAUGAUAUUGUCUUCCAUGGAUGGUGGACAUAUUGAUGAUUGUGUAUCUAUCUUUGAACACAGUAAAGACCAUUGUGCUCCUGACAUUGGUAUUGUGAAUGCCAUGUUGAAAGUUUAUGCUCAGAAUGAUAUGUUUUCUAAAGCUAAAGAUUUAUUUGAGGAGACCAAGACGGCUAAUCCUGGUUUUAACAUGUGCCGGAAUGAUAACACUAGUUCUUCUGUCAGCCCAGAUGCAUACACUUACAGCUCAAUGCUUAAGGCAUCAGCUAGGGCUCUCCAAUGGGAAUACUUUGAGUAUGUGUACAAGGAGAUGGCUCUUUCUGGGUAUCAGCUUAAUCCAAAAAAACAUGCAGUCUUACUUGUGGAAGCAUCUAGAGCUGGAAAAUGGUAUUUGCUCGAGCAUGCAUUUGACACAAUUUUGGAAGCUGGUGAUAUACCCCCUCCAUCAUUCUUCACUGAAAUGGUAUGUCAAGCCAUUGUACGGCAUGAUUAUGAAAGAGCUCUCGCUAGUGUUAACACCAUAGCUCAUGCUCCCUUUCAAGUCAGUGAACAUCAGUGGAAAGACCUCUUCGAGGAAAACAGAGACAGGAUCAGUAGGACUAGUUUAAAGGAACUGUUGGACACGCUCUGUAAUUAUGAUUUAUCAAAAGAGGCCACAGUGUCAAACUUUUCAAGGGUAUUGCAAUCUCUCUGUGCCCCUGGCAGUUCAAAUGUUUUAUUAGAGUCAGUUGCUUUUGGGAAUGUAACCGCUAGUGAAUUACCUUCAGAUGGUUGUAAUAGGGGAUUUCUUGGCGAUGGAAGUAUAGAUAUGCAUCCUACAAGUACAGUUGGUCUCGACCUUCCUGCAAGAACCCUCAAUUAUAACCCUCGCGAGGAUCUUCAAGUUAAUAAAGGCAGUGUAAUUAGUGUAUCUUCAGAUAACCUCAUUAGUAAUGAUAGAGAGGAGGGAGUUGAUAUAUGUUUGAAGUCUGCAAAUUACGGUGAUAGGAUGGCGAAGCAUCUUGCUGACGACUUGGAACCUAUUGGUUCUAUUGAUUCUGCAGAUUGUUUUCAUGACAGAAACUCAGAGUACAUAGAACAUGGUGACUUUGACGUCGUUAAUGAGUUAGAUCUUGACAUGUCAACCCAUGAAGUUGGUGAUUCUCAUGUAUCUGACUUGCCUUCAGCAUAUGAAAUACUAGAAAUCUGGAAGGAAAGCAGGAAGAAGGAUGGCAUUUACUUUCCCUUUCUUGGCUGGAAGUAA